Molecule: messenger RNA, 1224 nt
Organism: Tripterygium wilfordii
Lineage: Eukaryota; Viridiplantae; Streptophyta; Magnoliopsida; Celastrales; Celastraceae
Product: protein REDOX 2-like
Exons: 4
Coding region: 133-1098 (321 amino acids)
Cellular component (GO): cytosol
Molecular function (GO): aldose reductase (NADPH) activity
Source: RefSeq, a predicted model, not a curated record
AUUGAAACAAUUUAUGGCCUGUUUAUAGAUUCCUGCCGGUGUAUACUGACAAAGUCUGUUUGAACCUACAUAAUCAGCUAGAAAUCCUUUCAUCAAGCAUUGCAAACUUAGCCUAUUGAGGCAAAAAAAAAAAUGGAAGCAGAGCAAACCCCAGCAGUAAUACUAAGUUCAGGACACAGGAUGCCUUGGAUAGGCAUGGGGACUGUGUCAAACCCUUUCCCAGCAACUGAUAUCUUAGCCUCCAUUUUUAUCGAUGCCAUAGAGACCGGCUAUCGUCAUUUCGACACUGCGGCCGUCUAUGGCUCUGAAGAAGCCGUUGGCCUCGCGGUGAGAAAGGCAGUAGAGAGAGGACUCAUAAAGAGUCGCGAAGAGAUUUUCGUUACUUCCAAGCUGUUCUGCACUGAUGCUCAUCCAGGUCUUGUCAUCCCAGGACUAAAGCACUCACUUGAGAGGCUGGGGCUGGAUUAUGUGGAUCUUUAUCUGAUCCAUUGGCCAGCAAGAUUGAAACAAGGAAGUCCGCCUUUCAAUUUCCCGAAAGAGAACUUACUUCCAUUUGAUAUCAUAGGGACAUGGAAGGACAUGGAAGAGUGUUCAAGGUUGGGCUUAGCCAAGUCUAUUGGUGUCAGCAACUAUGGACACAAAAAACUCACUCAAAUCCUUCAACAAGCCACCAUCCCUCCUGCUGUUAAUCAGGUAGAAAUGAAUGUUGCAUGGCAGCAACAAAAUUUGCUAAAGUUUUGCCAAGAGAAAGACAUUCGUUUAAGCGCAUGGUCUCCUUUGAGCGGCUAUGGAGCUCCUUGGGGUUCGCCGGGAGUGAUGGAGAGCCCAAUUCUCGAGGAAAUAGCAGCUGCAAAGCACAAGACUGUAGCUCAGAUUGCAUUAAGAUGGGUGUACCAGCAAGGAGCGAUUCCUAUAGUGAAAAGCUUCAACAAGCAGAGGAUGAAAGAGAAUCUUCAAAUCCUUGAAUUUGAACUAAGCCAGGAUGAACUUGAAAAGAUCAAGAAAGUUUCACAGCGAAGAACGGUUUCCGGGGACGGUUGGAUUCAUGAAAACGGCCCUUACAAGACAUUGGAGGAACUCUGGGAUGGUGAUGUGUGACCUUAAGACAUUAUUGACUUCUUUUGUAUGUUGAAAAUCCAAACUUACCAUCAAAUAUAUUGUUGGAUUUGGUUUCAUCUAUUCCGUGCAUGGAUAUAUCGAAUCCGCAUGAGUUUGUUCUUUUUA